This is a messenger RNA of Sinocyclocheilus anshuiensis, 2016 nucleotides long. It is a transcript of the gene nrn1la, whose product is annotated as neuritin 1-like a. Gene Ontology annotation, biological process: neuron projection extension; nervous system development. The coding region runs from base 88 to 573 and encodes 161 amino acids. The record is from RefSeq and is a predicted model, not a curated record. The transcript is spliced from 3 exons. Gene Ontology annotation, cellular component: plasma membrane. Lineage: Eukaryota; Metazoa; Chordata; Actinopteri; Cypriniformes; Cyprinidae.
GCGAGCUGAAGCUCUGAGUUUCUAUUAAAUGAACACACACAUCUGACUGAACUCCCUUCAGUUUCUGUGCACUGGGAUCUGUUCAGGAUGACACCUCUCCUCUGCAACGCCUGCCUCAUCUUGCCUGUUGCUUUACAUCUGCUGCUUGUCCCCAGUCCAUGUUCUGCUGCAGCCACAAAGAAGUGCAGCUCCAUCUAUAAAGGGUUUGCACAGUGUCUGCUUGCCCUAGGAGACAGUCUGUCUAUCAGUUCCCAAAAAGACGAGGAUACACAGGAGAUCGACUCUAUUUGCAAAUCCUGGGAUGAUUUUCAUGACUGUGCAAAUGUGGCCAUGGCCGGCUGCCCUGAGGAGGCCGCUGUGGUGUGGGAGUCUCUGAGACAAGAGUCCAAAAAGAUGCAGUUUUCUGGAAACCUGUAUGAGAUGUGCUCCAGUCGUAGCCAAUCAGCAGCUGCCUCUGAUUCCCGAAGCCCCGAUGAGACCAAUCAGGAGUCGUUAAAGGGACGCGCUAGUCAUACAAGCCUGACCUUUCUGACCUUCUGUUUGCCUGUGCUACUACUGUUUCCAUGGAUAUAAUCGCAUCUCAAGCCUCAUCUCAGAGUUCAAAUAUUCAGCACAUAGACAACAAUACUGACUGGUUUGGUUCUGACAUUUUCAUGUAGUAGAAUAAGAUUCAUUUUAUGCUUCAAAUCCAAAUUUUUAGAACAAAAAGAAUGUCAUUUGGACACUUGUUUUCAACAAACACAUGUUUUCAGGUCCCAAUGCUUGCUUUUAUUAUUUAUUUAUUAAAUAGCAAACUUCAUUUUAAGCACAAAUUUCAUUCAUAGGAGGACCAAAAUGCAAACAAGUCCAGGCCUGAUGAGGACAAAUCAAAGAUGGCAAAAAGGCAUUUCCAAACAUUCGAACCCCUUCAUCUAAGAGGAAAUUAAAUGAAGGUCUACUGCAAUACAUUAUCACAUCGGUGAGCUAUGAGUAUCAAAGCAAUUUAAAGAGCCCUCAAAACUGUUAUUAUUUCACUGUGUAGUGUAAUCUUCUUUUGUAGGAUCCUGAGAGGAUUAAGUUUAAGGAUUACACCAAAUAAAAGUAAAUCUAAGCAACACGGCUCACCUACAGGCUUUGCCUGGGAACAGGAUUGUCAGACUUUUUAGUCUGUAGUCUGAAUGCCUUUGGGUGACGGUUUAAUCCCAAUUUAUUAAUGACGGGUUCAUUGAUUCAGUUUAACGAACAGCACAGCGUUACGCUUCAAGGUGUUUUUGUACUAGUCUGUAUCAGUUGAUGUUGGUUAGAGUACUGUGUAUAUAUUGUAUAGUCUUACAUUAUACAUUGCUCAUAGCUACUUUUUUUAUUUUUUCAAAUAUGUGUAUUUGUAAUGACACAAGAUGGAUUCGCUUCAAAAAAUUACGAUGGUGCAGUAAUGUAAAUAUGACCGAUAUGCUGUAAAGAAAAGCUUUAUGUGAAUAAGUAUGUUAUCAUUUAGUGCAUAAUGAACAGAUGAGGCAAAUCAAUGGAGGUGAACGCAUUAACAUCAAUAAGAUCAAAUUGUGAAUGAUUAUCACCAUAAAUAUGAGCACACAGUGUAUUCCUGCGGAUACAUGACUUUGGAGUUUUUUCCCUGGAUCAGCUUUCAUGACUUUCCCUCAACACUGUGCUCUGCUCCGCUCAGCGGAUUCCUCAGUCAAUGUGAUUUAUGUUUAAUUUUUAGGCUUAAUUGGCAAUCAAUCAUGUUUGCCAAUGCAGUGAACUUAUUAAGGAGGGCAAAAGUCAUUUAUUUAGUCAGAAAAAAACUUUAAUAGGGGAGGGUUGCCGCUUAUGUCUCAAAUUUUGCUUUUGUGUGGUAGAUUGCUUUUCUUUGAUUCCAAAUCCAAUUCCACUAUUGUCAUAGCCAGUGAAUGUAGUACAAUAUAAUGAAAUAAUAUAUAGUAAGGGCUAAUAUGUACCAAUUUUAAGUGUACAUCACUCCUUGCUACAUUGAGCUCAUUAAUACCUCCCUUAUUAAUAAUGUUUAAUAAUAUAUCGAGA